Drosophila bipectinata is the source of this 2251-nucleotide messenger RNA. Its product is annotated as nose resistant to fluoxetine protein 6. NCBI's taxonomy places the organism in Eukaryota, Metazoa, Arthropoda, Insecta, Diptera, Drosophilidae. Gene Ontology annotation, molecular function: acyltransferase activity, transferring groups other than amino-acyl groups. The record is from RefSeq and is a predicted model, not a curated record.
AUGGUCAACACACUCGUUGCCAUUUUUCUCUGCGGGCUCGCCCUCAUCGGCGCUGCUGAACCAAAAAACGAAGAUGUCCUGCAGGACCUACAACGCAUCGAUCAGAUCAGAUCCCUGGGACUUCAGUUUGCACAUUUUUUCCGGAAUGCCACCAUAACGGACUUGUCUUUGCCCGACCCUCGUGCACCAACUGCGCAGGAUUAUUUGUGCCUUCAGGAAUUGGCUGAUUUCUCGAUGGCUCUAAGCACUGGCCAAUACUGGGCUCUAAAAAUGAUCGACUCUUGGGGAUUUCUUCCCUCGGGUGUACUUACUGGAAACUUCUAUGAUUUGGGAAACUUUGACGAAUGCGUGAACAUCCAGGCCAAAGGUAUCCAGAGCAGUACAAUCCAUGGAAAGUACUGUUUUCUUACAGUUUCGCCUGGAGAAAUAUUAGGAAUAACUACUGGCGUUGCCAGGAGGUUGUCAGUAAAAACAGCAACGUGUUUCCCUUCAUCCUGUUCGGGGUCUCACAUGAAUCAGUUUAUCGCACAGAUUGUGGAGAGGGUUUUGAACUUGAAUAUCCCUUCUACCGCACUGAAGAUCAACGAUAGCGGUUGCCAGACAAAUGAGGUUGAACCCCUCGAUGGCCUCACCAUUUUCACAAUAGUUAUUUUAUCAGUUAUGGCUGCUGCCGUGCUUCUGUUCACGACUUACGACUAUUUGCUUUGCGAAAAUCAAAAUCAGCUACCCAUACUUGUUAAGAUGUUUUCGGCCAGAGCAAACGCCAGAGUCAUAUUCCGUAUCGUGGAUUCAAAAUCAAACCCAAACGUUAUCGAUUGUCUUCAUGGAAUUCGGUGCCUGUCACUCUUCUGGGUUGUGUAUAGCCAUGAUUAUAUUUAUUCUGCUAUUCUACCAAAUAUUAAUAUGUCCAGUGCACUCACUUGGAUGGAGCAACCAUUUUCCAGUUUUAUUUUGCAUGGAUUUUUCUCUGUGGACUCUUUCUUCUUUCUGGGCGGAAUGUUGUUGACCUUGAUAUCCCUACGAUCAAUGGAGAAGACUAAGGGAAAACUAAAUGUGCCUUUGAUGUACUUGCAUCGCCUGAUCCGUAUCGUUCCUAUUAUGGCCAUAGCCAUUCUAGUGUACGUGAAGAUUAUGCCCAUAGUUUCCGGUGGACCUCUUUUUAAAGGCGGCUAUUCUGGACGCGAAGGGUGUGAAAAGGGAUGGUACUGGAGCUUGUUGUUUGUUCAGAACUAUACCAACGAAAUCUGCCUAGGACAGACAUGGUAUUUGGCGGUAGAUAUGCAGUUGUUUUUAAUCUCGCCCAUCCUACUUAUCGCACUUUACAAAUGGGGCAAGAAGGCUGCUGGCGGUAUUUUCGUACUUAUGAUCCUGUUCUCAGGUUGUCUCUUUGCCACCCAAAUUGUCAACGACUAUCAUAUGUUGCUCAGGUAUACUAGUACAGAAGCAUCAAAAAAGCUUUAUUUUGCCACCCACACACACGCUGCUCCAUGGCUAAUUGGAUUUUUGUUCGGCUACUUCCUACAUUUGAAUCGAGGCAGGAAGUUCCAGCUAAGUAAGGUGGCCGUGUGGUCAGGAUGGGUUCUUUGCCUGGCCCUGAUCUUCACCUCGAUUUUCGCUCUCUACCCCGCUGGAAAGUGGGACGCUGAACCAUUGCCCCUCGUGGCAGAUGCUUCUUACUAUACUCUCACCCGAAUUGCCUGGCCUUUGACACUCUGUUGGGUCGUUUUUGCCUGUAUGCAGGGAUAUGGAGGCAUGGCCAAUAGCUUCCUUUCCUCGCCCGUAUGGCAGCCCCUCUCCAGGAUCUCCUACUCAGUCUACAUUUGGCAUAUGUUUGUCCAGGAAGUUAAUAACAGAAGCACCAGAACCAAUACUUAUUUCACCGAUUACCAAGUGAUGCUAAGAUUCUGGUCAGACCUGGGUAUCACCAUUAUCAUGGCCGUUAUCCUGUACCUUAUCAUAGAAGCGCCUUUUGGUGGAUUGGAAUAUUUCCUGAGGUCGCCAACUAAAAAAACUGGUCUCAGUAAAGAAGCUUCUCCUUCCAUUGCGACCCAGCAGACUGAUGUUAGCGAGAAGGAUCCCAGUAACCUCGAUCGGCCAACGAUUUUAGCUGUAUCGUCUAACACAGCAUAAGUUAAUAAUGAUUAGUUUUUACUUUUAUUUAUUUUGGAAUUUAAAUAGUUUAUAUUUGGUUAUUAGUAAUUUUAAGUGAAAGUCUCAACUCAAAUAAUUAAAUGCAUAUAAAGAUCAAAAA